AAUAUCAUGCAAAUAAAUGAACUAUUGUAAUGAAAUCAUAAAUCUUGUGAAAUAAUAAAGCAUGUGAGUUUUAAGAACAGAAUUAACUAGGUAAGAAUCAGCAAGAUGAACAGGUCUCUGGUGAAUGAAUGACAAUGACUUGCCAGUGAGCAUUUCAUACUAUUUUUGUAGAGAUAAAAAUGAGGUUUUUAAUGGCUAAUUAACAAAGAAUGUAAAUGGUACAAUAUAUUUUGAGAGUCCAUGAAGAAUUAAUUGUUUUGAAGUAUGUUGCAUCUGCAGGUUUUUAAACAUGGUUUACAGCAACCAAAUUAUUAUUUUCCCCCUUUAGCAAACAGGAAGAGCUAGAGAGAGCCAGCAUGUCUAAUUCCAGACUAAUGCCUUCCCCCAUUUGUUUGGUGGAGAAUGUGAGCGGAUCGCUCUGCGUCUGUAAGGAUGCCAUUGAGUUCCUGAGUAGGAUCAAGGAGCCGGUGGUUGUAGUGUCUGUGGUGGGACUCUACCGUACGGGGAAGUCCUACCUUAUAAACCGCUUGGCAGGACAACAGUCAGGCUUUGCUCUCGGUAACACUACUGAGUCGAAAACCAAAGGUAUCUGGAUGUGGUGUGUCCCUCACCCCUAUAAAGAAGGACACACUCUGGUGCUGCUGGACACAGAGGGACUCGGUGAUGUGGAGAAGGGAGACUCUAAGAAUGACGGCUGGAUCUUCUGUCUGGCUGUUCUGCUCAGCAGCACUCUGGUGUACAACAGCCGCGGCACCAUCGAUAACAAUGCAGUGGAGAAGCUGCACUAUGUUAGUGAGCUCGCUGAGAAGAUCAAGAUUGAAUCGGUAGAAGCAGCAGAAGAGGAAGAGGAAGAUUCAAAAUAUGUGAUUUUCUUCCCAUCAUUCAUCUGGGUGGUUAGAGAUUUCACCUUGGAACUGGUAAUUGAUGGAAAGAAAGUGACUGAGGACGAGUACCUUGAGUUUGCCCUCCAGCUGAAGAAAGGUGUAAAUAAGAAAAUCAGUGACUACAACCUGCCCCGUCAAUGCAUCCGAACCUAUUUCCCAUCCCGGAACUGUUUCGUGUUCCCAUCUCCAGCCUCACCUGAAAACAUGACACGCUUAGAAAGCUUGCAAGAAUGGGACCUUGUACCAGAUUUUCUGGAGGUCACAGAUCGUUUUUGUGACCACAUCUUUGACAAGAGUUUAGUGAAAACACUGAAAGGAGGACACAAAGUUACUGGCAAAUUGCUCGGGAAUCUGGUGCAGAUUUAUGUGGAUACAAUCAGCAGUGGGAAGGUGCCCUGUCUGGACAAUGCAGUGGUUACUCUGGCAAAUCUAGAGAACCAGGCAGCUGUUCAAGAAGCUUUCAAAGUGUAUCAGAGUGGGAUGGAAGAGGUGAAGAACAAGUUCCCAGUAAGUGUGGAUGAUAUUUCCUCAGAGCACCAGAAGUUCAGCAGUCUGGCCACCGCUGAGUUCAUGAAACGCUCCUUUAAAGAUGAAAAAGGAGAAUACCUAACAAAACUGGUGAGGAGAAGGAGAAGAAUGCUCUGCUGGAGCAGAAGUGCAAAGAGGAAAAGGAGAAACAGAUUGAGAGUGAACGGAUGAGGGUGGCAGAAAAAGAGCGGCUAGAGGAUCAAAUGAGGCAGAUGAAGGAGAAGUUCAGACAGGAGAUGGAGCAGCAGCAGCAGGAGAUGGACAGAGCCAUUGAGAGCAAACUGAAGGAGCGGGAGGAGUUGCUAAACAAAGGCU
Messenger RNA from Megalobrama amblycephala (Wuchang bream), 1727 nucleotides. RefSeq names its product guanylate-binding protein 2-like. The transcript has 8 exons. NCBI's taxonomy places the organism in Eukaryota, Metazoa, Chordata, Actinopteri, Cypriniformes, Xenocyprididae. The record is from RefSeq and is a predicted model, not a curated record. The coding region runs from base 357 to 1583 and encodes 408 amino acids. Gene Ontology annotation, molecular function: GTP binding; GTPase activity.